UAAUGAUCACAAUCAUUGAGAUAAGAUUGAUCCAUGCACUCAAUUACAUGCUCUAUUCUAUAUCAACACUUGUCCAGCAUCCAUCAUAUGGAACACGUGUAGCGAGGGCCUGUUGUUGAUCAGUCUUCUGUCUCUGAAUAAACUCUAAAAUGCGCCGCCAGCAAGGAAGCAAGCAGGGAGGGAAGCCAAGCGCGUGCUAGAAGCCUAGCUUGUUUGUUUAGCCCAAGCAUUUCUUCCAGGCUCUGUGAGACCAACAACAGCCAGCCCGCGAAGGAAGAGCCACGUAUGUAGGCUAAAAUGCAUGGACGGACGUGUGCUUUACUCUCAAUCAAACAGAUUGCACACGACGGGAAAGUAUCUUCUUCCUCUCUUCACAUCAGACCAUCUUUAACCCGCUUCACCCUCCUUCUUUUGACAAGAUGAAUGUCGACGAUGUGGAAGAUCGCGAUGGAGUUCGCCUUUCUUGGAACGUUUGGCCAGCAACAAAAGCUGAAGCAACACGUACUGUCGUUCCAAUCUCUGCCUUGUAUACACCAAUGAAAGAGAGCGAAGAAAGAGCUUCAUUACCACCUGUUGCUUAUGAACCCGUAACAUGCAAACCUCCUUGUCGUGCUGUCUUGAAUCCGUAUUGUCAAAUUGAUAUGCGAGGUAAACUGUGGAUCUGUCCAUUCUGUCUUUCAAGAAACGCUUUACCUCCCCAUUAUCGUGAUAUUAGCAAUACAAAUUUACCACCAGAAGUAUUGCCAAAAUACACAACAAUCGAUUACAUCCUCAGCAGGCCUGCACCAGUUCCACCAAUCUUCUUGUACGUCGUUGACACUUGUGUCGAAGAGGAUGAUUUGAAAGCAUUGAGGGAAUCAUUGGUGCUUAGUUUGAGCCUGCUGCCUCCCAAUGCUCUGGUUGGUUUGAUCACUUUCGGUACUAUGGCUCAAGUGCAUGAAAUCGGCUAUGACGCCUGCCCAAAGAGUUAUGUCUUCCGUGGUACAAAAGAAUACGCACCAAAGUCCAUUCAAGACAUGCUUGGCUUAUCAGGAGGCAAUGUUGUUCGUCCACCAGCUCAAGGCGCCGGCGGUCCUUCCAGCGGUCAAGCGCCAAGACCUCAACAAGGCUCAUUCGGUGCAAGCAGAUUCUUGUUGCCCGUCAGUCAAUGUGAAUAUCAAUUGACAAGUAUCUUGGAACAGUUGCAAAAAGAUCCUUGGCCUGUAGCAAAUGACAAACGUUCUCAAAGAUGCACUGGUACAGCACUCAGCGUUGCAGUGGGUAUGUUGGAGACCAUGUACUUGAACACAGGUGCAAGGAUCAUGCUCUUCUGUGGUGGUCCAGGUACCGAAGGUCCGGGUAAUGUCGUUUCGACUGAACUACGUGAUCGUCUACGUUCUCACAAUGACAUUGACAAGGACGCUGCCCGUCACUACAAGCGUGCUCUCAAGUUCUACGAAUCUUUGGCACGUCGUUCGGCCAACAAUGGUCAUGCAAUUGACAUCUUUAUUGGUUGCUUAGAUCAAGUCGGUUUGCUCGAAAUGAAGUCAUUGGCCAAUUACACAAACGGAUACAUGAUUCAAGCCGAUUCUUUCCAAAUGGGUAUUUUCAAGGAAAGCUUCAAGCGCAUCUUUAACAAGGAUGAAAAGGGAGAUCUCAACAUGGGUUUCAAUGCUACUUUGGAUAUCCAAUGUACCAAGGAGCUCAAGGUUAGCGGUUUGAUCGGUCAUGCAAUCUCGUCCAACAAAAAGUCUGGAUCGGUGGGUGAGACUGAGAUCGGUAUUGGUGGUACAUCUGCAUGGAAGUUGUGCAGUAUCACACCGCGAACUUCGAUCGGAGCGUACUUUGAAGUGGUCACACCUGCAGGCCAGCCAUUGCAACCUGGUUCGCGUGGUUUGAUUCAAUUUGUCACCCAUUACCAACACGCCAAUGGAUCAUACCGCUUACGUGUUACCACCGUUGCCAGAAGCUUUGGUGAGAGUGGAUCGCCUCAAAUUACAGCAUCCUUUGAUCAAGAAGCAGCGGCAGUCCUUAUGGCGCGUAUUGCCGUCUUCAAGGCUGAAGUUGAUGAUUCACCGGAUGUCUUACGCUGGUUGGAUCGUAUGUUGAUCCGACUUUGUCAAAAGCAUGCCGAUCAUCGAGGAGAUCCCUCUUCCUUCCGCUUGCCUGAAGUCCUUUCAAUUUAUCCGCAAUUCAUGUUCCACCUUCGUCGUUCGGCAUUCAUGCAAGUGUUUAACAGCAGUCCAGAUGAAACGGCAUACUACCGACAUGUGCUGAACGCAGAGGAUGUGAACAAUAGUUUGAUCAUGAUCCAACCUACUUUGAUGUCUUAUGGUGUCGGAGAAGAACCUGUUCCAGUGUUAUUGGAUUCGGUUUCGAUUCAAGAUGAUAAGAGAUUAUUACUCGAUACCUAUUUCCAUGUAUUGAUUUGGUCAGGUUCAACGGUUGCUGCUUGGCGUGAUGCAAAAUAUCAAGAUCAAGAAGGAUACGAAGGAUUCAAAGAACAAUUGGAAGCACCCGAAAGGGAUGCACAAGAUUUGCUAGAAGAUCGUUUACCAGUACCACGUUUUGUUUUGUGUGAUGCAGGUGGUUCUCAAGCACGUUUCUUGUUGAGUAAAUUGAACCCAAGUACAACGCAUAUGUCGGGUGGUAUGUAUGGCUCUGGAGGUGCAGGAGCUGCGAUCUUUACGGAUGAUGUUAGCUUGCAAGUAUUCUUGGAACACUUGAAACGCCUGGCAACGGGAUCUCAGACGACUUAGAGAUGAAUGAUGAUGUAUGUUAUCCUUUCUUGUUUUUUAAAAUCUUCAAUACCAUAUUAUUUUCCUCAAUCUUUGCGUCUUGUACUCCUGUAAAGAGCGUAGGCAUCCUGAGCUGUUGCUGCUCGGGGCUAUGCUUAAAGGUGCCCAACCGCGCAAUAAAGCAAGAGCAGCAUACGCAAGCACGCACGCUUGCACGCCCAGCCCAGCGCAAAAGGCUCCACUUUGUUUACCGACUGUG
Molecule: messenger RNA, 2976 nt
Organism: Meira miltonrushii
Lineage: Eukaryota; Fungi; Basidiomycota; Exobasidiomycetes; Exobasidiales; Brachybasidiaceae
Product: protein transporter SEC23
Exons: 1
Coding region: 420-2738 (772 amino acids)
Biological process (GO): intracellular protein transport; COPII-coated vesicle cargo loading; COPII-coated vesicle budding
Cellular component (GO): COPII vesicle coat; endoplasmic reticulum exit site
Molecular function (GO): GTPase activator activity; zinc ion binding
Source: RefSeq, a predicted model, not a curated record